Messenger RNA from Paramecium pentaurelia, 597 nucleotides. Lineage: Eukaryota; Ciliophora; Oligohymenophorea; Peniculida; Parameciidae. The record is from the annotation of a GenBank genome assembly.
AUGUUUUAAGCAGAAAAAGGUGCCAAUGCUAUCCCUGGAUAUACAGGGUAAUGAUAAUAUAUUUAUUGAAUUUAGAUUCAUACCAAGCCAAGAUUAUGAUUAAGAUUUAUUACAAAUUUAAGGCAAUAGAAAUCACAUUCCAAGUAUCUUGAAUAAACUUAUUAUCCAGAUUAUGCAGGGUUUGUUCCAGGUAUUCGGUCAGAAAACCUAUUCGGAAAGACUUUCGGAAAAAUUACUUUACUUUCAAGCACUCACGAACAUCAUAGAGGGUAUAAUCUCAAUCUGUAAUUCAAGAUCUGAUUUACCUGCAGACAUUAGGUACAAAAGCGAAGUAAAAGAGGCUUAUUGUGAUCAACGAGAAUAAAGAGGAAGAGAUAUUAAUCUAUAUGGAAAAUUAGACCCAGAAACAUCAGUAACUGUUAUUUAUACUAUUUUUUUAGAAAGCUCUUUCCUAUACACUAUCCAAUCUAACUCACUUUGAAUAAACUAACAUUCUUCCAAAAAGAUGUAAUUAUCUCUUUUAAUACUUAAAGGUGACUCUAAGGAGAGACAGAGUAAUCUAACUUAUGAAGAAGCAUUACAAAAAUUAAAAUGAUU